Colletotrichum gloeosporioides is the source of this 2037-nucleotide messenger RNA. Its product is annotated as F-actin-capping protein subunit alpha. Gene Ontology annotation, molecular function: catalytic activity. NCBI's taxonomy places the organism in Eukaryota, Fungi, Ascomycota, Sordariomycetes, Glomerellales, Glomerellaceae. The transcript is spliced from 6 exons. Bases 1 to 2037 code for a protein of 678 amino acids. Gene Ontology annotation, biological process: branched-chain amino acid catabolic process; barbed-end actin filament capping; response to nutrient. Gene Ontology annotation, cellular component: F-actin capping protein complex. The record is from RefSeq and is a predicted model, not a curated record.
AUGAGGUCGAUUUCAUUACGUCCACUCCGCCGAGCGCUGGCGCCGUCCGCGUCCACCCAGCUUCCCCUUGCCGUCUCUCGGCUUUACUCGACGCACCCGCCCAAUGCGAAGCUCAACGUUCCCGUCGACUACGCGACGACCUCUCUCCUCGCGCACUCGUCUCAGGCGGCCCUCGGCACGGCCGAGCUCCCGGCCGAAGUGCGCAAUGGCACGACGAAGAAAAUGAACCUGUUCCAGGCCAUCAAUGACGCCCUGUCGAUUGCGCUGGCCGAAGACGACUCCGUCAUGGUGUUUGGAGAGGACGUUGCCUUUGGCGGCGUGUUCCGGUGCACAAUGAAGCUCGCCGAGACGUACGGCGCGGACCGCAUCUUCAAUACGCCGUUGACGGAGCAGGGCAUCAUGGGCUUCGCCAUCGGUGUGGCAGCGGAGGGCAUGCGGCCAGUAGCAGAAAUCCAGUUUGCCGACUACGUAUACCCGGCAUUCGACCAGCUCGUCAAUGAAGCGGCCAAGUUCCGAUACAGAGACGGCGCGUGCGGUCGCAGCGUGGGCGGUCUCACAGUCCGGAUGCCUUGCGGCGGCGUCGGACACGGCGCCCUCUACCACUCCCAGUCCCCUGAGAGCUUGUUCACGCACAUCCCUGGACUGCGAGUGAUCAUGCCGAGGUCACCCCUCCAGGCCAAGGGUCUCUUGCUGUCAGCCAUUCGUAGCAACGACCCGUGCAUCUUCAUGGAGCCCAAGAUACUCUACCGGGCCGCUGUCGAGCAAGUGCCCGCAGGGGCGUACACUCUGCCGCUGUCCAAGGCGGAGGUUCUGAAGGAGGGCAAGGACGUGACGAUUGUGUCCUACGGUCAACCACUGUACACUUGCAUGUCGGCCAUCCAAAAGGCCGAAGAGGAGCUGGGCAUCUCCGUGGAGCUCAUCGACCUCAGGACGCUGUACCCGUGGGACAAGGAGUGCGUCUUUGAGAGCGUCCGCAAGACGGGCCACUGUAUCGUGGUGCAUGAGGCGAUGGUCAAUGCCGGCGUCGGCGCGGAGGUUGCUGCAGCCAUCCAGGAGGACCCGGAUACGUUCCUGCGACUGGAGGCGCCAGUUGCGAGGGUUGCGGGAUGGAGCAUUCACACGCCGUUGUUGUAUGAGAAGUUCAACAUUCCGGAUGUUGCGAGUAUCUCAUGUUUCAACGUCCACCGCCGCAUCAUCACCGCCAACGCGAUAUUACAAGCAUACAUCACUCUGGCAAAUCACCCCAGAAUGUCCCAAGUCGAGACCGUGUCCUCCUUCGUGGAGGGAGCCCCCCCUGGCGAGUCCCUCACCGUGUCCGACCCCGAACUCGUUUCGAGCCUCGAGCCGGCGUUCGAGAAGUACAAUGAGGAGCAGUUCAUCACAGUGAAGCUGCCCGGCGGCAGCCAGCAGGUCAUCGUCAGCUCUCACAACUCGCUGGGCAACGGUCAAUACUUUGACGUCGAGAGCUCCACGAGCUUCACCUUCGACCACAGCACACAGAAGGCCAGCAACGCGCAGAGCUACGUUCUGGAGGGCGCCAACGCCGACUUGAUCAAGUCGACGCUGAAGAGCCUCGGCCCCUACGUCAAGGAGCACUUCCCCAACGCCGCGUACGGAGUCUACCCGACCGAGAACGACUCCAAGGUCGCCGUCAUUAUCGUUUCCAACAAGUACUCUCCCAACAACUUUUGGAACGGCCGCUGGCGCUCCCUCUACAUCUACGACCCCUCCUCCGAGAGCCUCGAGGGCUCGGUCAAGGUCGACGUGCACUACUACGAAGACGGCAACGUCCGCCUGCUCACCAGCCGCCCCACACAGACGUCCGUCUCGGGCACCGGCGCCGGCAUCGUCAAGGAGAUUUCGAACUCGGAGAAGAAGUACCAGGAGGAGCUCAACAGGGGGUUCACGAAUCUGAGCGAGGGAGCGUUCAAGGGCCUGAGACGGCAGCUGCCCGUGACCAGACAGAAGAUUGAGUGGGACAAGAUCACCUCGUACCGUCUCGGACAGGACAUUGGUGGAGGCAGCGGAAGGCGAUGA